GAUUUACAUAACUAUCCGUCCAUCCUAAAGGACAAAACCCUAAUAAACCCAAUUGGGGAAGAGAGAGCACAGAGGCAACACAAUCCCCAAUUAUCAACAAACCCUAGCCUUGUUAAUUGCGUCGUACAUCAAUGGCGAAGAAGAGAAAGUCAAUCUCUACACCAUCUUCUUCAAAGCCCCAAUUAGAUGAACCCCAACAACAAAACUCUAAGAAAAUCCCCAAAAUUGAAGAACAAAGAGAGAAAGAGAAGGAAAAACAAGAAGAGCCAGCCGUCAUAGAAGAAGAGGAGGAGGAAGAAUCGGAAGAAGAAGUUGAAGAGGAGGAGGAGGAGGAGGAAGAAGAUGAAGCGGUGAAAACGGAGAAAUUGAAUGAAUUGCUUCAGCCGUUUAGUAAGGACCAGAUUAUUGAGUUUUUGAAAAUCGCUGCGCUGAAGGAUAAGAAAUUGCUAGAUAGGAUUACUGAGUUUGCUGAAUCUGACCCGGCUCAUCGGAAGGUGUUUGUUCAUGGUCUUGGUUGGGAUGCGACUUCUGAUCAGGUGUUCUCGACGUUUAGUCAGUUUGGGGAAAUUGAGGAUUGUAAGGUUCCUACUGAUAAGGCGACUGGGAGAGUCAAGGGUUUUGCUUUUAUUCUUUAUAAGACUCGUGAGUCGGCGUUGAAGGCGCUUAAGGAGAAGCAGAAGAAGAUUGGGAAUCGGAUGACUUCAUGCCAGCUGGCGUCUGCUGGACCGCCUGGGACGAAUGGGGUUCAGGACCCGAGUGGGAGGAAGAUUUUCGUGGCUAAUGUGGGUGCUCAUGUGAGUCCGGAUGCGCUUAAGUUGUUUUUUGGGAAGUUUGGGGAGUUGGAGGAAGGGCCUUUAGGCAUGGAUCCGGUUACAGGGAAGUUUAAGGGGUUUAGUAUUUUUGUUUAUAAAAAUGCUGAUGGGUGUAAGAAGGCUUUGGAGGAGCCGGUUAAGAUGUUUGAUAAUUGCAGGUUAGAGUGUCGGCUUGCGGUGGAUGGUUUGAAGAAUAAUAAGAAUCAAAACCAGGCGAGGGUGUUGAGUAAUGUGGCUGCUGGUUUUGGUGGAAUUCCACAGACUGAUAUUAAUAGUGCUAUGAAUUAUAAUGUGGGUGUUAAUCCGGGAUUCUAUGUGAAUCCUGCUGUUGGGUUGAUGGGACAAAAUCCAGGGUUUGGGUUGGCUAAUCCGAUGAUGGCUUUAAAUCAGAGUGGUCUCGCUACGUCUCUUGGAGUGAAUCCUCAAACUGUCAGGUUUAGUGGGAAUUAUGGGAUUAACAGCGUUAGUCCGAGUGUGAUAGCUAGUUAUGCUGCUCAAAGUUCUUUACAGGGUUUAGGUGCUUAUCAAAGUCAGCUGGGAUCUUCUGCCGGGUCAACGGCAGCAGUUGCUGCAAGGCCUCAGUCUUCUGGUUUGGGGUCCACAGGACAAGCUUUUCCGUCAUUCUUUGGCCGCUAGGUAAAGGUCUACUGGUCUAGUCACCUGUCAAUUUAAUUAGCGAGAUGGAGGACUGCUAAAGGCCAUGCAGAAUUGUAGAACUCUUGUUUAUGAAACCAGUCGUUGUCAGGAUAGGAAAUAGGAAUUUGUGAUGUACAAAGUAGAUAGUCUUGUAGAAGCCAUCAACAGUAGGGGACAAUAAAUACAUAAUAGGUGUAAUUUGCAUAGGAAUUAGAUGGCCUUUUCAUCUAAAAGGCACACUAUUUGUAAUUUAUCCAUGAGGAAGAUAAAUUGGCAAAAGUUAAAGCAAUUUCUAUUUUAUCCAUAACCAGCAGAGUACAUUUGCAGGGAAUACAAUUUAUGCCACAGACUGCUAAAUUUUGUUUUUAUCACACAAGUUGAAUAGCUGAUUAGCUUAUGCUUUUUCCACAGCUCAUUGAUUUAAUUUUAAUAAGGCUGCUGGGGUCUUGGCCUAAUAAUAGAGAAUUCAAGUAGUUAAACGCUUGGCCUCUGUAGGAUAUGUGAACUGAAGUGGUAAGACAGUUUGCUAUGG
Daucus carota subsp. sativus is the source of this 1980-nucleotide messenger RNA. RefSeq names its product UBP1-associated protein 2A. The record is from RefSeq and is a predicted model, not a curated record. Bases 132 to 1448 code for a protein of 438 amino acids. NCBI's taxonomy places the organism in Eukaryota, Viridiplantae, Streptophyta, Magnoliopsida, Apiales, Apiaceae. Gene Ontology annotation, molecular function: RNA binding. The transcript has 2 exons.